Molecule: messenger RNA, 514 nt
Organism: Chara braunii
Lineage: Eukaryota; Viridiplantae; Streptophyta; Charophyceae; Charales; Characeae
Source: the annotation of a GenBank genome assembly
GAACACGUUCGCCCGAACGCAAAUAGGCUCCAAAAAAUAGCGCACGCGAACCUGAACCUCCCCGGUGUCUGAUUGAUUGAUUGAUUAAUUGAUUGAUUGUUCGGUCGGGACCUCCGACGACGACGACGACGACGAUGACGGCGGAGAAGGUCUCGACGACGCAGGAGGUCCGGACGACAGAGGAGGUCCUGACGACGGAAAAGGUCCCGACGACAGAGGAGGUCCCGAUCGAGGAGGAGGAGGUCCCGACUCCCGACCGACCAAGAAGAAGAGGAGGAGGAGAGGAAGAGGAGGAGGAGAAGAAGAAGAAGAAGAAGAAGAAGAGGCAGGGGAGAAGAGGAGAAGGAGGAGGAGAAGAGGAGGAGGAGAAGAAGAAGAAGGAAAGAUGGCGAGGAGGAGGAGAAGAAGAGGAGGGGAAAAGAUGGUGAGGAGGAGGAGGAGAAGAGGAGGAGGACAAGAAGAAGAAGAAGAAGAAGAAGAAGAAGAAGAAGAGGAACAAAAGAACAAGAAGAAG